AUGACACACCCGCUGCAAGGACUCUCCAUACAGGAAACGCAACAAGCUAAAGACAUCAUCGUUGCUCAGCACAAGAAUGAGCUAGUCAUCGUCCGUGAAAUAUGGCUUCAAGAACCACCCAAGCAGAUUCUAAAGAAGUACCUCGAGCUUGAGCACUCUGGAUCUCUGACAGCUUCCUACCCAAGWCCUGCUCGCUGCGCAGCUGUCCAAUACGAUGUCGUCGGCUCAGACAAGAUACCAUACUUCCACGAGGCUGUUGUCGAUGUAGAGCAAAAGAACGUCAUCAAGCACGAGAUCAUCAGCAAGGAGCAACAUGCACCAUUGAAGCUCGCUGAAUUUGAUGAUUUGGUCGAGACCGUCAAAGAAAGCGAGGAGUUCCAAAAGGCCAUAUCCGAGUUUGAAAUUCCGGAAGGCUAUGAAAUCGUUAUCGAGCCCUGGCCGUACGGCGGCCCCGACGAUGAUGAUCUUGAGAACAACCGGACAUUCCAAGGUCUUAUAUUCGCCCAGGAUAUCAGGAAUAAGAACCCGGAUUCGAACUUCUACGCCUUCCCGCUGCCACUCAUUCCUGUCAUGGAUGCCAAUACACGAAAGCUCAUUCGUAUAGACAAGCUGGCUACUGGCGGUAAGGGCGACAGUAUGGAUGGAGUUACACACAAAAAGCAGAUUCUCGGUCACUGCGAGACUGCUGAGUAUGUUCCGGAGCUACUACCGAAUGGCGUCAGGACAGACCUUAAACCGCUCAAUGUUGUUCAGCCUGAUGGAGCAUCAUUUACAGUCACCGAUGAGUCUCUAGUCGAGUGGCAGAAAUGGAGGUUCCGGGUCACUUUCAACCCCCGAGAGGGUGCAGUCAUCCAUGACGUUUAUUACGAAGACCGCAGCAUGUUUUACCGCCUCGCUAUCAGUGAGAUGUCUGUGCCAUACGCGGAUGCUCGAGCUCCAUUCCACCGGAAACAGGCCUUUGAUUUCGGCGACGGCGGUGCUGGUAAUUGCGCGAACAACUUAUCUCUAGGCUGUGAUUGUCUGGGGACCAUCAAGUAUUUCGAUGGAGUCCAGAUUUCUGGCAAUAGUGAGGUCAAGGCUAUGCCAAAUGUUAUAUGUCUUCACGAACAGGACAACGGAAUCGGUUGGAAGCACACCAACUGGCGUACUGGCCGCGCCGUGGUUACCCGGAACAGAGAGCUUGUCGUCCAAUUCAUCAUCACCUUGGCUAACUACGAAUACAUCUUUGCGUACAAGUUCAACCAAAGCGGUGGCAUCGACAUCGAGACGCGUGCGACUGGAAUUGUUAGCUGCGUCAACAUUGAUCCCGGGAAAACAAGCGAUUAUGGCAAUGUAGUUAACCCCGGUGUGCUCGCACAAAAUCACCAGCACAUCUUCGCAGUUCGAAUCGAUCCCGCCAUCGACGGUCACGCCAAUACUGUUAUCCAGGAGGAAUCACUGCCUGUCCCCAUGAACCCAGAAACAAACCCUCGUGGCAACUACUACGAAGUUCGACGUACCCCGAUCACGAAAGCUGCAUGGGCAGAUGCGGAGCCCAAGAAUAACCGCGUCUUCAAGAUUGUCAACGAGUCGAAGAAGAACCGCAUCAGCGGAAAGCCGGUUGGUUUCAAGCUGAUUCCGCCUGCGACACAGCUCCUACUCGCGGAUCCAGAAUCCAUCCAGGCGAAGCGAGCAGCAUUUGCACAACACCACGUCUGGGUCACCAAAUACAAAGAGGACGAGCUUUACGCAGCUGGUCGCUACACCAUGCAGAGCCGCAAAGAGAUUGGCGGUGUCGCUGAUGCUGUGGAGCGCGGUGACAAUGUUGAGAAUGAAGAUAUUGUUGUGUGGUCGGUAUUUGGACUCACACAUAACCCUCGAGUUGAAGAUUGGCCGGUCAUGCCUGUUGAGAUCCACCAGGUCAACCUCAGACCUGCGGAUUUCUUCGAGGCUAAUCCUUCUAUUGAUGUGCCCAGCAACAGGAAUUUGGAGAGCAAGUUGGUGGUGAAUGGGACAAAUGGUCACAGCAAUGGUGUGAAUGGUCAUGCAAAUGGCUGUUGCAAGUAG
Molecule: messenger RNA, 2046 nt
Organism: Ramularia collo-cygni
Lineage: Eukaryota; Fungi; Ascomycota; Dothideomycetes; Mycosphaerellales; Mycosphaerellaceae
Product: probable copper amine oxidase
Exons: 4
Coding region: 1-2046 (681 amino acids)
Biological process (GO): amine metabolic process
Molecular function (GO): quinone binding; copper ion binding; primary methylamine oxidase activity
Source: RefSeq, a predicted model, not a curated record